GUGACAGGGGUCCGAUUUUUUUGAGACGAGCCUCCCGCACCGAGCACGAGGCCGCAAGCGCAACGAAUACCAGCAGCCAUUGACCACCCCGCGCGCAGCCAGGCAGGAUGAGCGGGCUGCGCGAGAUGUCCCGGUGCAUCCGGCAGAUACCAGUGCCGUCACUGUCGCGGCCGGCAUACCAAGCAGCCUUCCGCAGAUGCGCCUCCACACAGGCCGCCGCCGCCCCGGCUGAGCCCGCGCCCGCCCCGGCACAGGUGCUGUCCGAAUUCGCCGACCUCGAGCUGGAGGCUUCCAGCAUGAAAUCCAAAUUCGGCGAGGGCGUCAAGCAGAGGCCGCCCAAGGACCGCUACUUCCGCAGGAAACAGCAGCUCCCAGGAAGCAGAUACCAGUACCACCCGCCCAAGUACGACCGCGGCCCGCUACACCCCAUGCAGUCGCCCAAGUCGUCAGACCCCGUCGCGCGAGACUUCAUCCCGGGGCCCUUCAACCUGCCGAGGCUGCGCCAGACGUACGAGACGACGGUCGCGUCCGAUUUCCUCACGCUAGCAUACACGCACAAACCGCCGGGCACCAUAGAGCCGUCCGUUAACUUCCAGGACCUCAUGUUCCGCGAGUGGGACGACUCGUCCCCCUACCACAAGAACCGGCCCAAGCGCGCGCCCAGGGGCUCGUCCGUGUCGCGCCUCGUCGAGCCCGACAUCAUCUUCAACAACAUACCCGAGAUCACCGAGGUCACGGUCGCCUCGUACUCGCCCGACGCCGUCAGGAACGAGAUGUACCUCUGGGUCGCUCGCGCUAUGCUCCAGAGCAUCAGCGGCCAGGUGCCCGAGGUGACCAAGAACCGCGUCGGCGUCGCGCAGUGGGGCGUCAUGAAGGGCAAGGCCUCGGGCGCAAAGGUCACGAUGCGCGGCAACAAUGCCUACGAGUUUAUAGACAAGCUCAUCCACAUAGUCUUCCCCCGCAUCAAGGAGUGGCAAGGGAUCCCUGGCAGCACUGGUGACAGCCAGGGCAACAUUUCCUUCGGCCUGAGACCUCAGGACAUGGUGCACUUUCCCGAGAUGGACUCCAACAUAUCUAUGUACCCUCCCAAGAUGACCCCUGGAUGCCGCAUUGCCAUCAAGACAACAGCCAAGUCCAACCGUCACGCUAGGUUGCUCAUGCAGUCUUUGGGGAUGCCAUUUUAUGGGGAACUGGCCUACUGAUCCUUGGGAAAUAGCAUGGGCAGUGGCGGGUCUAUAUUGUAAAUAGACACCUCACUAUCCGUCUGUAUAAACAGAAUAAAAAACCGUAAAACGUCUGCAAUGUCACAAACCGCC
Messenger RNA from Gaeumannomyces tritici R3-111a-1, 1316 nucleotides. RefSeq names its product 54S ribosomal protein L7. Gene Ontology annotation, cellular component: cytosolic large ribosomal subunit; ribosome. Gene Ontology annotation, molecular function: structural constituent of ribosome; RNA binding. Lineage: Eukaryota; Fungi; Ascomycota; Sordariomycetes; Magnaporthales; Magnaporthaceae. Gene Ontology annotation, biological process: translation. The transcript has 3 exons. Bases 108 to 1202 code for a protein of 364 amino acids. The record is from RefSeq and is a predicted model, not a curated record.